AUGCCAUGUGCCCAGAGGAGCUGGCUGGCAAACGUCUCCCUGGUGGCUCAGCUCCUCAACUUUGGGGCGCUUUGCUAUGGGGGACAGCCUCAGCCAGGCCCCGUUCGCUUCCCGGACAGGAGGCAAGAGCAUUUUAUCAAGGCCCUGCCAGAAUACCAUGUGGUGACUCCUGUCCGAGUAGAUGCCAGUGGGCAUUUUCUUUCGUAUGGCUUGCACCAUCCUAGCACCAGCAGCAGGAGGAAGAGACAUUUGGACGGCUCAGAAGACCGAGUGUAUUAUAGAAUUUUGCACGAGGAGAAGGACCUGUUUUUCAACCUGACGGUCAAUCGAGGAUUUCUUUCCAAUAGCUACAUCGUGGAGAAGAGAUACGGGAACCUCUCCCGUGUCGAGAUGAUGGCUUCCUCAGCCCCCCGCUGCCAUCUCAGGGGCACAGUUCUACAGCAAGGCACCAGAAUUGGGACAGCAGCCCUCAGUGUCUGCCAUGGAUUGACUGGAUUUUUCCAUCUACCACAUGGAGAUUUUUUCAUUGAGCCUGUGAAAAAGCAUCCACUGGCAGAGGGAGCUUACCACCCACACAUCGUUUACAGGAGACAGAGGCAGAGCGUUCCGGAGACAAAGGAACCAACCUGCGGAUUAAUGGACAGUCUUGGCACCUCCCAGAAGCAAGAUCUACAGAGAGAGAAGUGGGAGAGGAACAACGUGCCCAGCAGAAGCCUCUCUCGGCGUUCCAUCAGCAGGGAGAGAUGGGUGGAGACACUGGUGGUGGCCGACACAAAGAUGGUCGAGUAUCACGGCAGUGAGAACGUGGAGUCCUACAUCCUCACCAUCAUGAACAUGGUCACUGGGUUGUUCCAUAACCCAAGUAUUGGCAACGCAAUUCACAUUGUCGUGGUUCGGCUCAUUCUCCUUGAAGAAGAAGAGCAAGGAUUGAAAAUAGUUCACCAUGCAGAGAAGACACUGUCGAGCUUCUGCAAGUGGCAGAAGAGCAUCAAUCCCAAGAGUGACCUCAACCCUGUCCAUCAUGAUGUGGCUGUCCUUCUCACCAGAAAAGACAUCUGUGCUGGCGUCAAUCGCCCCUGCGAGACCCUGGGUCUGUCUCACCUGUCGGGAAUGUGCCAGCCUCACCGGAGCUGUAACAUCAAUGAAGACUCUGGGCUCCCUCUGGCUUUCACAAUCGCCCAUGAGCUCGGACACAGCUUUGGCAUCCAGCAUGACGGGAAAGAAAAUGACUGUGAACCUGUGGGCAGGCAUCCCUACAUCAUGUCCCACCAGCUCCAGUACGACCCCACCCCGCUGACAUGGUCCAAGUGCAGCAAGGAGUAUAUCACCCGCUUCUUGGACCGAGGCUGGGGGUUCUGUCUUGAUGACAUACCUAAAAAGAAAGGCUUGAAGUCCAAGGUGAUUGCCCCCGGAGUGAUCUAUGAUGUUCACCACCAAUGCCAGCUACAGUAUGGCCCCAAUGCUACCUUCUGCCAAGAAGUAGAAAAUGUUUGCCAGACCCUGUGGUGCUCAGUGAAAGGCUUUUGUCGCUCUAAGCUGGACGCUGCUGCAGAUGGGACACAAUGUGGUGAGAAGAAGUGGUGCAUGGCUGGCAAGUGCAUCACAGUGGGCAAGAAACCAGAGAGCAUCCCUGGAGGCUGGGGCCGCUGGUCACCCUGGUCCCAUUGUUCCAGGACCUGUGGGGCCGGAGCCCAGAGUGCGGAGAGGCUCUGCAACAACCCUGAACCAAAGUUUGGAGGUAAAUACUGCACUGGAGAAAGAAAACGCUAUCGCUUGUGUAACGUCCACCCCUGUCGCCCAGAUGCACCAACAUUUCGGCAGAUGCAGUGCAGUGAAUUUGACACUGUUCCCUACAAGAAUGAAUUCUACCACUGGUUUCCAGUUUUUAAUCCAGCACAUCCUUGUGAGCUGUACUGCCGACCCAUAGAUGGCCAGUUUUCUGAGAAAAUGCUGGAUGCUGUCAUUGAUGGUACCCCUUGCUUUGAAGGAGGAAACAGCAGAAAUGUCUGUAUUAAUGGCAUAUGUAAGAUAGUCGGCUGUGACUAUGAGAUUGAUUCCAACGCCACAGAGGACCGCUGUGGCGUGUGCCUUGGAGACGGCUCUGCCUGCCAGACAGUGAGGAAGAUGUUUAAACAGAAAGAAGGAUCCGGUUAUGUUGACAUCGCACUCAUUCCAAAAGGAUCAAGGGACAUAAGGGUAAUGGAAAUUGAGGGAGCUGGAAACUUCCUGGCCAUCAGGAGUGAAGACCCUGAAAAAUAUUAUCUCAACGGAGGAUUUAUUAUUCAGUGGAAUGGGAACUAUAAGCUGGCAGGGACUGUCUUUCAGUAUGACAGGAAAGGAGACCUGGAGAAACUGAUGGCCACAGGUCCCACCAAUGAGUCAGUGUGGAUCCAGCUCCUAUUCCAGGUGACUAACCCUGGCAUCAAGUAUGAGUACACAAUUCGGAAAGAUGGCCUUGACAAUGAUGUGGAGCAGCUGAUGUACUUCUGGCAGUAUGGCCGCUGGACAGAGUGCAGUGUAACAUGUGGGACAGGUAUCCGCCGCCAGACUGCCCACUGCAUGAAGAAGGGCCACGGGAUGGUGAAAGCUACAUUCUGUGACCCAGAAACACAGCCUAAUGGGAGACAGAAGAAGUGCCAUGGAAAGGAUUGUCCACCCAGGUGGUGGGCAGGGGAGUGGGAAGCGUGUUCAGCGACAUGUGGGCCCCAUGGGGAGAAGAAGCGAACAGUGCUGUGUAUCCAGACCAUGGGCUCUGAUGAGCAGGCCCUCCCGGCUACAGACUGCCAGCACCUGCUGAAGCCCAAGACCCUCAUUUCCUGUAACAGAGACAUCCUGUGUCCAUCAGACUGGACAGUGGGCAACUGGAGUGAGUGUUCUGUUUCCUGUGGUGGUGGAGUGCGGAUUCGCAGUGUCAUGUGUGCCAAGAACCAUGACGAACCUUGUGAUGUGACAAAGAAACCCAACAGCCGAGCUCUAUGUGGCCUCCAGCAAUGCCCUUCUAGCCGGAGAGUCCUGAAACCCAACAAAGACACAAUUUCCAAUGGGAAAAAUCUACCAACAUCUGAGCAAGAUCCCUUAAAGCCCAUCCAUCCACCUACAUUCAGGCCCAGAACGCUGACCACACCCACAGUGCCCGAGUCUAUGAGCACAAGUACUCUAGCAGGCAGCAGCUCUAGUCCUACCACAGCCUCCAAACAAGGAGACCCGGAUGGGAAACCAUGGCAAAAUACUUCAACUCAAACUGAACCAGACGCCCGUUAUCUCAUUUCCACCGGAAGCACUUCUCAGCCCAUUCUCACUUCCUGGUCUUUAAGUAUCCAGCCAAAUGAUGAGAAUGUUUCCAGUUCAGAUACUGGUCCUACCUCAGGGGGAGAACUUUUAGCUACAACAGUAAGUGGUUCUGACUUGUCAUCUUCCAGCAACCCCAUGACUUGGCAAGUGACUCCGUUUUAUAAUACCUUGACCAAAGAUCCUGUAAUGGAGAUUCACAGUGGCUCAGGGGAAGACAGUGAACAGCCUGAGAACAAAGAUAAAAGCAACCCUGUAAUAUGGACCAAUAUCAGAGAGCCUGGAAAUGAUGCGCCAGUGGAAAGAAGUACGGAAAUGCCACUUGGACCUCUACCAACACCUUAUCUUGGGGGAGAGUUCUUGAGGCCACCCUUCAGCACAGUAUUAGAAGGACUGCUACCCAGCCAAAGGCCUAGUAUGCUCAAAAAUGUGACACCCAGAGGUGAGGGGAUGGUUACUGAAAAGCCAGCUAACACUCCACUCCCUCUGGGAGGAGACUACCAGGCAGCACCGUCAGAAAAGUCACUAAACCAUAACCACUCAGAACCUCCAAACAUGAAUCUAACGCAAAGUUCUGGACCAGUCCUGACUGAGGAAGAUGCAACAAGUCUGAUUGCUGAGGGGUUUUUACUGAAUGCCUCCAAUUACAAGCAGCUCAGGAAGGACCACAGCCCUGCAUACUGGAUUGUUGGAAACUGGAGUGAGUGCUCCACCACGUGUGGCCUGGGGGCCUACUGGAGAAGCGUGGAGUGCAGCACCCAGGUCGAUACCGACUGUGCAGCCAUUCAGAGGCCUGACCCUGCCAAGAGAUGCCACCUGCGCCCGUGUGCUGGCUGGAAAGUGGGGAACUGGAGCAAGUGCUCCAGAAACUGCAGCGGCGGCUUCAAGAUCCGGGAGAUUCAGUGCAUGGACAGCCAGGACCACCGGGGCCUGAGGCCGUUUCACUGCCAGUUCCUGGCUGGGAUUCCUCCCCCGCUGAGCAUGAGCUGUAACCUGGAGCCCUGUGAGGAAUGGCAGGUGGAGCCGUGGAGCCAGUGUUCCAGGUCCUGUGGAGGUGGAGUUCAAGAAAGAGGAGUGUCUUGUCCAGGAGGCCUCUGUGACUGGACAAGAAGACCCAUGUCCACUGUGCCCUGCAAUGAGCACCUUUGCUGUCACUGGGCCACUGGAGACUGGAACACGUGCACUGCUUCCUGUGGAGGUGGCCUUCAGAAGAGGACUGUUCAUUGUGUCCCCUCAGAGGACAAUAAAACUGAAGACCAAGACCAGUGCUUGUGUGAUCAUGAAUCCAAACCUCCAGAAUUCCAAAAAUGCAACCAGCAGGCCUGCAGGAAGAGUGCUGAUUUACUUUGCACCAAGGACAAGCUGUCAGCCAGUUUCUGCCAGACACUGAAAGCCAUGAAGAAAUGUUCCGUGCCCACUGUGAGGGCUCAGUGUUGCCUCUCGUGUCCACAGAUGCACAUCAUCCACACACAAAGGCAAAGAAAGCAACAGUUGCUCAAAAAACGCAAAGCACUCUGA
Messenger RNA from Cynocephalus volans (Philippine flying lemur), 4806 nucleotides. It is a transcript of the gene ADAMTS12, whose product is annotated as ADAM metallopeptidase with thrombospondin type 1 motif 12. Gene Ontology annotation, cellular component: extracellular matrix. Gene Ontology annotation, biological process: proteolysis; extracellular matrix organization. The transcript is spliced from 24 exons. Lineage: Eukaryota; Metazoa; Chordata; Mammalia; Dermoptera; Cynocephalidae. Gene Ontology annotation, molecular function: metalloendopeptidase activity. The record is from RefSeq and is a predicted model, not a curated record. Bases 1 to 4806 code for a protein of 1601 amino acids.